AUGGCUGGAGGCGUCAAGAAACCCGUCAACAUCUUUAAGCUCAAGGACUUGGGCGAGCCCGCCGGUGUCUUCAACUGGAGACUAUGGUUCGCCGUCGUGUCCUUUGCGCUCCUCGGUGCCGCUCGAGGUAUCGAUGAGGGUCUCAUCUCUGGAUCCUUCAACUCCAAGGAUUUCCAGGAAAAGAUCAACUACGAGUCUUACACUGAGGUUGAGCAGGCCAACAUCAAGGCCAAUGUCUCUGCCAUGGUGCAGAUUGGUUCCGUUGGUGGUGCUUUGAUUGCUUUCUUGGUCUGUGAUCGCAUCGGUCGUAUCUGGGCUACUCGAUUCCUCUGCACGCUCUGGGCUCUUGGUAUUGUCAUCUUCAUGAUUGGUGGUGUCAAUGGAAACCUCGGUGCUAUCUAUGCUGGUCGCUUCAUCUGUGGUCUUGGUGUUGGUCAGACUCCUGUCGUCGGACCUGUCUACAUCGCCGAGAUUGCCCCUGCUGCCAUCCGUGGUCUCUGCUCUUGCAUGUUCACAGGUGCUGUCUACAUCGGUAUCGUCCUCGCUUACUUCACAAACUACGGCGCCCACCUCAACAUGUCCGACCACACUCACAACCAGUGGCUCGUCCCCACAAGUCUGCACAUCAUGAUGUCCGGAAUCAUCUUCAUCCUCAUGUUCUUCCAGUCCGAGUCUCCCCGCUACCUCGUCAAGCAAGGCAAGCCCGAAGAAGCCGCAAAGGUCCUUGCCCGUCUCCGCCAGCAGUCCCCCGAGAGCGACUACGUUGUCCGCCAGGUCGCUGAGAUCCAAGCUGCUCUCGACCACGAACUCGAGGCCACAAAGGGUGUUGGUUUCCUCGGCAAGGUCAAGGAGUUGAUCUUUGUCCCCAGCAACUUGUACCGUCUCUACAUGUCCUCCAUGGUUCAGUUCCUCUCCCAGUGGUCCGGUGCUGGAUCCAUCACCCUCUAUGCCCCCGAUCUGUUCAAGAUUAUGGGCAUUGUCGGUAAGCAGGAGGGUCUUCUCGUCACUGCCGUGUUCGGUAUCGUCAAGCUCAUCGCCGCUGUCAUUUGCGCUCUCUUCCUCGUUGAUGUCAUCGGCCGAAAGCGCGCUCUUCUCAUCGGUAUCACUCUGCAGACCAUUGCCAUGAUCUACGUCGCCUCUUUCCUCACCAAGAUUCCCCAGCUCGGUGUCGAUGAGGACUUUGAGCUCCCCGCCGCCGAUAAGGGUGCUUCUCGCGGUGCCAUCGCCAUGAUCUACGUCUCUGGCUUCGGUUGGGCUCUCGGCUGGAACUCCAUGCAGUACCUCCUCACCGCCGAACUCUUCCCUCUCCGAAUCCGAGCUCUUGCCACCUCUUGGGCCAUGACUCUUCACUUCGCCAACCAGUACGGCAACUCCCGCGCCGUCCCCAACAUGUUGCUCCCCGUUGCCAAGGGCGGUAUCUCCCCCAAGGGUACCUUCUGGUGCUUCGCCGCCGUUACCUUUGUCGGUGGCCUCUGGGUCUACUUCUCCGUUCCCGAGACUAGCGGUCGCAGCCUUGAGAACAUGGACGAGCUCUUUGAGCUUCCCUGGUACAAGAUUGGUCUUCACGGUAACAAGCACGUCGAGGAGCUCGACGAGGCCCGUGAUGAGAAGAAGCGCUAUGCUGAUGAGGCUAAUGCCACUGGCAUCGAGCUCGAGCACCAGCGCAAGCAAGAGGCUUAA
Molecule: messenger RNA, 1680 nt
Organism: Fusarium pseudograminearum CS3096
Lineage: Eukaryota; Fungi; Ascomycota; Sordariomycetes; Hypocreales; Nectriaceae
Exons: 3
Coding region: 1-1680 (559 amino acids)
Biological process (GO): carbohydrate transport; transmembrane transport
Cellular component (GO): membrane
Molecular function (GO): carbohydrate:proton symporter activity
Source: RefSeq, a predicted model, not a curated record